Kwoniella botswanensis is the source of this 975-nucleotide messenger RNA. RefSeq lists its product as uncharacterized. Gene Ontology annotation, cellular component: cytoplasm. Lineage: Eukaryota; Fungi; Basidiomycota; Tremellomycetes; Tremellales; Cryptococcaceae. The record is from RefSeq and is a predicted model, not a curated record. Gene Ontology annotation, biological process: protein phosphorylation; intracellular signal transduction. Gene Ontology annotation, molecular function: protein binding; ATP binding; protein serine/threonine kinase activity. Bases 1 to 975 code for a protein of 324 amino acids. The transcript is spliced from 7 exons.
AUGUCACAGUCUCUCCCCCAAUCGCAGAGAUACGACGACUACACAUUCGAGCCCACUCAACUUUCCCAGCCGUACUUCAGUCAGACCCAAAACAGCACAUUCGCCAACAGUCAGGUAGAACCAAGGAGGAAGUAUUGGGCAAUAUUCAUACCUACUCAGUCAGAAAGGGACAUAUUAAAAAUCCCGUGGUCAAAACCGUCCAUUCAACUAGGAAGGGGACCAAGGGUAUUAUCAAAGAACGACGUGAUCCUCCCAGAGAAAAGAAUAUCAAACAUACAUUGUAAGAUAACAUUGGGAAUUCAAGGUUCGAAUGGAAGUGGUUCAUCUAUACCGACAAUACAAUCUUGGAAAGAUGGUGAGGCAGAACCGGAAGUUUGGAUAGAAGAUUUGAAAAGUAGUAACGGUACUUUUAUCAAUGGAACAAGAGUGACCAACCGAAGGAUGCUCAUUCAUGGUGAUGAGAUAUCACUCGGUCACUCGGGAACACUAGAUAAUCACGAUGUUAGGUAUAUCUUCCGCUCGGUAGGUGGAAAGGGGGCGAAGAUGGGUCAAGGAAGUAGUAAACAUGAUAUGGUUGGAGCGGUCUAUGAAAGGUAUCAAGUAUUGGAUAGACUCGGUAAAGGUACUUUCGCGGAAGUGAGGAAAGCUGUAGAUGUCGAAACAGGUGCUCUAAGAGCUAUUAAGCAAAUCAUCAAACAUCGAUUUGCAGGAAAUGACAAAACUCUAGAAUUGUUCCAUCGUGAAAUCGAGAUUACCAAAAGUUUAGAACAUGAAAACAUAUGUCGAUUGUUAGAUUAUUAUGAAGAUCCACAGCAUAUCUGUCUGGUAUUGGAAUACAUUGAUGGAGGUGAUUUGUUGGACUAUAUCAUGAAUUGGCCUAAUGAGACUGGAGGUGGAUUACCCGAACAUCAUGCUGCGGAAUUGAGCGUGCAGAUCUGUAGAGCUAUGGCGUAUACAGUGAGUGUACUCCCCUAA